Messenger RNA from Heterocephalus glaber (naked mole-rat), 1437 nucleotides. It is a transcript of the gene Adm, whose product is annotated as adrenomedullin. Gene Ontology annotation, cellular component: extracellular region. Gene Ontology annotation, molecular function: hormone activity; adrenomedullin receptor binding. NCBI's taxonomy places the organism in Eukaryota, Metazoa, Chordata, Mammalia, Rodentia, Bathyergidae. Gene Ontology annotation, biological process: regulation of systemic arterial blood pressure; adrenomedullin receptor signaling pathway; positive regulation of heart rate. The record is from RefSeq and is a predicted model, not a curated record.
CCAGCGCUGGCUUCUGAGUGGUGUCUCGGUGACACUAGGCAGAGCAACUCCAGCCUCACCAAUUCUGGCUUCUCACCACAGUCUUGAACUUUGGGGUUUCGCACUGUCAGAAGGACUUCUCGGACUUUCUCCUCCAAGUUCUUAGUGGAUCACUCAUUUAGCAGGUCUGCGCAUCGCCAGAAUGAAGCUGGUUUCGGUGGCCCUGGUGUUGCUGGGCGCUGUGGCCUUCCUGGACGCUGACGCAGCGCCGCUCGACCGAGCGCCUGAGCUCCUAAAGAAAUGGAAUAAAUGGGCUGUCAGUCGUGAGAAGAGAGAACUGCCAGUGACCGACAGCAACCCCAUUGGGCUCGCAGACGCGGAGGCCGGGUCUACCCAGACAGACCUUGGGCCUCAGGACUUAAAGAGUGGCUCCGGCAGGCCCCAGCCCAGUGGUCGGGAGGCCAGCCUCACCCGAGUCAAGCGCCACCGCCAGAGCCUCCGAAGCUUUGGCUGCCGCUUCGGGACGUGCACGGUCCAGAAGCUGGCGCACCAGAUCUACAAAUUCACAGACAAGGACAAGGACGGCUUCGCCCCUCAAAGCAAGAUCAGCCCCCACGGCUAUGGGCGCCGGCGGCGUCGUUCCCUGCCAGAAGCCGGACAGGACCGGACUCUGGUGUCUUCCGAGCGACAGGCGCUCGCGGCUCGCGACACCAGGGUGCACCAACUGUUCGCCACCCUCCCGAGGAUUUAGGCUCCUGGACUUCGGCAAGGAAGCAGGCUGAGACUGUCUGUCAGUCCUGCAGAGACUUCGAGUCGAGGACCCACCGUCUGGUCGGAGCCCUGGCUUCGCAGGACCCUUUCCCUUUGAGGGUAAUGGUUUCUUCACUCUGAUCAGGGCCUGAGUCCCUCCUCCCCGGGGCCGGGGAUGGGGCGCAGGAGAAUAGGAGGAGAAAUUGAGACUUAAAUGCUGAGACCCUGGGGCGGGGGUCUGAGCCACUGCCUUGCCCGCCCACGAACCAAUUUCUCACGGGGUGUCACCCCAACCGGGGCGCAAGCCUCAAUAUUAUUACUUGAACUUUCCAAAACCUAGAGAGGAAAAGUGCAAUGCGUGUUGUACGUAUAUAGAGGUAACUAUCAAUAUUUAAGUUUCUUGCUGUCAAGAUUAUUUUGUAACUUCAAAUAUAUAGAGAUAUUUUUGUACGUUAUAUAUUGCAUUAAGGGCAUUUUAGAGCAAUUAUAUCCCCCCACUUAUUUUAAAGACGUGAAUGUCUCAGCGAGGUGUAAUAUUAUUGUUUGGGUUCGUGGAGUUCGUGUGUGUGUGUGUGCGUGUGUGUGUGUGUGCACAAAAUAAAAGUGCACCUGAUUACCCCCUGUGGAAGAAGGGAACAUUGUGUCUGUAUAAUCUAUUUACAUAAAAUGGGUGAUAUGCGAACAGCAAAUAAACUGUCUCAACACUGA